AUGGCAGAUGUACACUUUCGCUUCCAUGAUUUUGACAGGAGACAUGAGCUCGAGGUUCGAGUUCAAGGGAAUAUAAAUGCUGGGGCAACAAGAGCAGAGAUUGCAGAAUUGAGGGCGGAAGGUAGGAGGGUACAGGCUGAAUUGCGACAUCAAGAGGAGAGAAGUAUAGGAAUAGGGAAUGAGAUUGGAGGGAUGAGAGGGGAAAUUAGGGACGCGAGGGAAGAGCUGAGGAUGACGGGGAGAGAGCUCUGGGGGACUAGGGUAGAAUUAUCGAGGUUAAGAAAUGAAGGCACGCAAAAUAGGGGAGACUUAAGAGGCUUAAGACAGGAGAUUCUGGAUUUGGAAGGAGAGAUUGUGGGGUUUAGGGGUGAAAUGAGGAAUGAGAUCAGAGUUAUAAGGGAGAUGAGGGAAGAGGUUUUAAAUUUUAUGGAUGAAGUUGAGAGGGGACAAAGGGAAAGGUUGAGAGAUGCUACCAUGACUAUUGAAAGAUUGAGAAGAGAGGUUAUGGAAGAACUGAUUAGGAGGGAUGCGAACAACGUUCAAAUGGAGCUACGAUUAAUGGAGGGAUUAGCGAGGCGGGAUACCGAAAGCAUUCAAAUGGAAGUACGAAUAAUGGAAGGAUUGGAGAGGAGAGAUGAGUACAAUAUUAGGAUGGAGCGGCGGCUGAUGGGAGAAGUUCAAGAUCUCAAAACUAGAAACGCAGAAAGAUCAGAGAGGGAAGAUGAGUUGAUAAAUGAUGUGGAUAAUCUAAGGAGUAGGAAUUUGGAGAAUGAACGGGCGAUGAGAGGCGAAGUUGAAAGUCUGGGCAAUAGGAUAGACGCUUUGGCGCUGGACAAUGGGGGGUUAAUGGAGAGAGUAACGUGGUUGGAGACCCCAGGACCUGAAAUUGAGGAAGACAUCGAGCCGCUAGAUGAUCAAGUAGUCAAUGAUAUGGCCGCAGAACGGUACGAUAAAGGAAGCCGAAAGAAACAUGAUCGGGCAAGAUGUAAGUGGCCGAGAUUCUGUACCGGAAGUAAGAAACAUAGUAUUGGGAAGGACCUAGCUUUAAGGAUUUUGAAGUAUACAGUUACAUGA
Botrytis byssoidea is the source of this 1074-nucleotide messenger RNA. RefSeq lists its product as uncharacterized. The transcript has a single exon. The record is from RefSeq and is a predicted model, not a curated record. The coding region runs from base 1 to 1074 and encodes 357 amino acids. NCBI's taxonomy places the organism in Eukaryota, Fungi, Ascomycota, Leotiomycetes, Helotiales, Sclerotiniaceae.